UUCGUUUCCCCUUUCUUUGAUGAAGUCAAACAUAAUCUUUUCUCAGCCCAAUCAAGUUUUGCAGAACAAGAAGAAGAAGGAGCCUCGCGGCCGUGCUCACAACCUUCGUUUUGUCACAGCCGGCUUCAUUUCUGUCACUGCCGCCGCUGCCACCGCAACGAGAGAGGAAUGACGGCUUACGGUGCAGUGAAUUCGCUGAGGAAUACAAUUGAUUAUAUUCUCUAUUCUUCUCAUUAUAGCCUCGUUGAUCCCUCUCCACAUAUCAGACUAGACGCCUACAAGGAGUUGCGGCCCUUGCAAAAUAUUCUUGAAAAAUUGGACAGAACAAGAACAAGCAAGAGCAGGAAGAAGGUGAAUGCUUUGGAUAGAAGAAUCAAAGACUUGAUUUGGGAAUUCCAACACCUAUUGGAAACCAUUCUCCACCAACAGAUUCUUGGAAUUCCCUCACAACCACAGAUUCUUUCACAGUCUCCAAACCAAGUAGAAGAUGAAAGGAUGAAAGAGAGAGGCUUCUUGGAAUCCCUUCCCUCACAACCAAGAAGAAAAUUCAACACGCCAAGAAUCGCGAAUGAUGUUGAGGGUUGCAGAUUCUCCAUUGAUCUGCAAUUCCUACAACAUCAUGUUCCUUCCUUCAUCCAGAGGCUCAAGAAUAUGAAGGAGGAAUACAUUAAUGAAGUAGCCAAUAUGCCUGAAGACGACGACGACGACGAUCAAUCUAUUUCCUCAAGAACUGGGACCAAAUCCAAGAUGAUUGGAUUAUCGGAUCAAUUCAAAAAACUCAAAAUGACUAUUAAGCAUUGCGAGGGUCGUAGGUUCAUCGCACUUGUUGGAACUGCAGGCAUUGGGAAGACUGCUCUUGCUGAGGCAGUGUUUGAAGAUCCAGAAAUCAUUAGCCUUCUUAAGCAUCGCGUGUGGGUUACGGUAGGCAGAAGAUCUCAAUUUGCUGAUGUAUACCAAAGCAUUGUAGCUCAAAUGAAUGGAAAAUCUCAAGAAUUCGAGAGAAAGAAAUGCCUCAUUGUGCUCGAUGAUGUGUGGGAGAGUCGGAUAUUGGAUUCCUUGGCACGGUUGUUAAAAAAAACAAUAGAUACAUCAAUUUAUAUCUGGUUACUACUCGAAACAAUCAUGUAAUUUCCUCAGUGACUAUGUUUUCUUGUUCUUUUCAUCCGGUGCCGUUUUUGAAUGAAGAAGAAAGUAAGGAGCUACUGUGCGAGAAGGUGUUUGGUGAAGAGGGUUGCCCUUUUCACCUUGACAAAGCCGCUACCAAAAUAGCCAAGAACUGUGAAGGUCUUCCUCUCAUGAUAGUCAUAGUGGCUGACAUCAUAUCAAAAGCACAGAACAAUACAGACCCCAAAUACUGGGACGAUGUAGCAGAAAUGCGGAAUUCAGUUUUCACUGAUGCAUAUAAUGAGAUAUCAAAGGUACUUUUCCCAAGUUACGACUACUUACCUCAAUAUCUUAAAAUGCCUUUUCUGUAUCUGGGAGUUUUUCCCUCCAGAUUAUGAUAUCCCCAUAUACAAGCUCGUGAAUAUGUUGGCUAUUGGGGGUUGGUUCUAUAACGACUGCUUUCAUAAAAAAAACAAGAAAAAAUCUUUGGAGGAUUCUGUGUGGCGUUGUUUGGAUGAGCUUUGUACAAGAAGGCAUCUUGCUUUAUCCAAUAAAAGGAUACAUGAUAGGAAGUUUAAAACUUGUCGCCUUCAUUCUUCGUGGCGGCACGUAUGUAGAGUAGAGGCUCGGAAGAACAAGUUUUAUGAUGUCUUAAAAAAGCUAGUUGAUGGCUUAGAAGAGGGUGUAAAAGGUCAGCUUUGCUUCUGUCUUGAAAAUAACCUUUUAUUUGGUAUCAAAGACUUUUGCAACUCCGUGAGAUUGAGCUGUGCAUCCUCUACACGAACUCCCUAAAACCAUAUCCAAACUUUUCAUUCUUCAAAUCUUGAUUAUACAUCCACAUAACAACAUUAGGAUUUGUGGAGCUCCGUCAUAUGUACCAAGAGAAAUAUGGGAUAUGAAAGAGUUAGAGCAUAUUGAGAUAUUGGGGAAGAGCCUUGUAGCUCCGUGUCAUUCUACUUCUUUAGAAAAGCUCUCAACACUUGUAGGUGUGAAUGCCAGCAUUUCUACUAUCUUGGAACACUCUUGGAAAUUUCCUUGUAUAAGGAAAUUAGGAGUUCAGAUCGAGCUUACACCUUAUGAUGACCAUAAUGACCUUUUGAGUUGCUUUGGUUGUAUUUCAAGACUUGAAAGUUUGGAGAUAUUGAAAUGUAGCAUCACAAAUCCUGUGGCUAAGUACGAUUAUGUGUUUCCUAGUUCGUUGAUAAUCUUUCCACGUGGAUUGAAAAAGUUACAUUUGAGUGGUAUGAGUUUUCCUUGGGAAUACAUGGAUGUAAUUGGUUCUUUGCCAUAUCUUAUAGUGCUCAAAUUGCGAGCCUACGCCUUUCGGGGUUCAAAGUGGGAAGCUCAAGAGGGUAGUUUUAUGAAAGUUAAGUUUCUUCUGAUUGAAGACAGUGAUUUGGUGCAAUGGAAACCAAGAACUGGAAGCUUCCCUGAGCUCAAACUCCUCCGCAUGAAACAUUGCUACAAACUAGAAGAGAUCCAUUGGCCGUCUAAAAUUUCAUUUGGAGCGAUGGAAUUAGAGAACUGCAAUCCUGUAGCUGUGGCUUCGGCCAAGCAAUUACAACUGAGUUAUGGUAUUGACAUUGAUGUUACUGCCUCUUCUUCUUUUGACGAGAAGCCCAUUACUAUCAAGUUUAAGAGUUCGAUGAUGUCCCUCAUCAACGGUCUGAGGUUGAAGCAUGGUUUACGACCGAGAUCAGGCAAAUGAACUCCAACACAAGAUAACUGCUUGAUUAUCCUCUGAAUAUUAUGUAUUCUCACACCCUGUAUUUAUAUUUUCAGGUAUGGGUUUUUAAAAAACAGACAUGGAAAGGUGAGACACCAUGUUUGUAUUAUUGGAUUGUCAUCUCAAUUGAAGAAUUGUGACUUAUUUUGGAUUGUGUUGAGGAUUAUAAGCUCUGAUCAACUCAUUUUUAUACUUAAUUUGUGUUUGCUGUUGUUUAUUCAUGUGAUGUGUAGCUUUGAUGAAUAUCUUGUUUUGUCAAUUUCCUUAUUAUGAGACGCUGAUUUGGGAUUA
Molecule: messenger RNA, 3121 nt
Organism: Salvia miltiorrhiza (redroot sage)
Lineage: Eukaryota; Viridiplantae; Streptophyta; Magnoliopsida; Lamiales; Lamiaceae
Exons: 4
Coding region: 2000-2812 (270 amino acids)
Biological process (GO): protein folding
Molecular function (GO): alpha-tubulin binding
Source: RefSeq, a predicted model, not a curated record